CCUUUUUUUCCUUUCUUUCCCAAACUCAAACACCGUACAUCCCAAAUCCCACUCCGAACAACACACAAUGCCACCACCUUCAUUCUUCCUCUAAUUUCAAUUCUACCCACAUGGGUUCUAAUCAAUCCCUACAGGAAGUCCAAGACGACAGAGAAGAAAGCGAGGGCCAGGAGGAGGAGGAGGAGGAAGAAGAAGAAGAAGACGAAGACAACAAUGGACAAUCCAACACAAACCAACUCCAGACUAAUCUCUUGGUCAAGAAGGUUCUCGAACAGGAACCCGAAGUCUUACCCUGCCACGCAUCCGCAUCUCCCCUCUCUCCCCAGCUCUCAACAUUGGGCACUCCUCGUUUGGGUCCCUCCAUUAAAGUUUAUGACCCUUUCAACGUCCUCGCUCCACCUCCCCCGCUGCUUCCUCCUCGUGUUUUUCCCACCACAACUUUUUCUAUCGAUGAUGAUCCAAAUCGGACGCUGCUUGAGGUGUACCUGAUUAGCCACGGAGAGUGCGACUUGAAUUUGAGGCCGGAUUUUGUCGGCGGGAGAUGCGACGGGGCUGCCUUGACGGCUAAUGGGAAGCGUCAAGCUAGGGCACUCGCUGUCUUCUUGAAUUCUCAAAGGGUGAGAUUUAGUGCGGUUUACUGCUCGCCGUUGAAUCGGGCAAGAUCGAUGGCCGUUUCAGUUUGUCAGGAGAUGAAUUUUGCUAAGGAACAGAUACAAUCAUCAGAUGCCCUUUUGGAGAUGAGUAUGGGGCACUGGGAGGGCUGUCUCCGAUCGGAAACAUACACAGCAGAUAUCUUGAGCCUAAUUGAAAGGUACCAGCCUGAUUUUUCAGCACCUUCAGGAGAAUCACUCAGGCAAGUGGAAUUUCGGAUGGUUCAGUUCUUGAAUAAGACUCUUCUUGGACUUCCUGAAAAAUUAAGACCAGAAUUUUUGUCACACCAUCGGAAUAACAUUCAAGGUUUUUCACUCCAGAGCUCCCAUUCUUUAACCAACUCUGUCCACGACAGAGAUGAAUCUUCUCUUCCUGCACCACACUGGGAUACAAUUCAGAGGCACCGACUUGGGCUAUCAAAAAAGAAGUCUGGUAAGAGCAGGUUGCAAUUUGUGUCAAAUACUGGUGAUCAUGAUGCUGAUGAUGAAAUGUCUCCUCGGGAAGCCAACCGUCAAACUGACCUCAAUGACUUAAAUGUCAGAAGUACUUCUUCCCCUUACUUAUCUUCCUCUGUCUUCUCUUGUAUUGGUGUUUUCACUCAUUCCUUGCCAAUUAAGUGUCUUGUCACGGGCCUCCUUGGUUGCAGCCCAGCAAUGUCACAUAAGAUCUGCAUAGAAGAUUCUUCUGUAACUGUAUUGCAACAUUCGUGGAAAACAGGUUGGCAGAUAAAACGGUUGAAUGAUACCACACAUCUUAGGCUUCUCUAGUUGGAGAAUUCUGCUAUCAUACUGGGGAAAUUUCUGGUAAAAAAAUGGAAAUUUUCAAUUAUUGGCCAGAAGCUGGAAUCGCUAUGCCUCAUCAUUUGAACUUGUAUGUUGCCACUCAUGCUCUCACGUUAAUUGUUGAUUCUUCCAUGAUUUGUUGUAGUCUUCAAUAUAUUUAUUUUCAGAUUCACCAACUCCAACGAGAAAAGAAUUCUUUUGGAAGUUGGAUGAUUCUUUUUUUGUUUGUAGCGCUUAGAAGAAUUGUUAUCAUAGAGUAAACUAUAAUGUAUUCCUAUAUUGGGAAAACUUGAUAUUUUUCAAUAUCAAGAAUUAUGACAAGGUUGCGCUUCUUUUUU
Messenger RNA from Rubroshorea leprosula, 1771 nucleotides. Lineage: Eukaryota; Viridiplantae; Streptophyta; Magnoliopsida; Malvales; Dipterocarpaceae. The record is from the annotation of a GenBank genome assembly.